AUGAUAAUGUACGUCAAUGACGCCGAACGUGUUGUUGAAUAUUCGCAACUUGCUACUGAAAAAGACGAAGGAACCUUAAAACCAGCAGCUAAUUGGCCAAUCAAAGCUUCAAUCAGUAUAAGAAAUGUUACAGCGCGGUAUGCGGACGGGCUGGAGCCAGUGUUGAAACAAAUUAACGUUCAUGUUAGACCAGGUGAAAAGAUUGGAAUAUGUGGUCGUACUGGAAGUAGCAAAACAUCACUUAGUUUAACGCUUUUCAGAUUGAUUGACGUGAUCAAAGGAACGAUCACAAUCGAUGAUAUUGACAUAUCGAAAGUUCCAUUGUCCACUCUCCGUAGCAGAAUAUCCUUAAUUCCACAGGAUCCAGUUCUAUUCUCCGGUACUAUUAGAUUUAACCUAGAUCCGACUGGUGAACAUAACGAUCAGGAUUUAUGGAAUGCCCUCGAGAUGGCGCAUGUAAAAGACUGUGUUGUUGAGCUGGAAGGACAAUUAGAUGCUAUAGUCCAAGAAGGGGGCAACAAUUUCAGUGCUGGACAGAGACAGUUCUUUUGUCUGGCGAGGACGUUUCUGCGCAAAUGUUCUAUCUUGAUUAUGGACGAAGCCACCGCAUCAAUCGACCCACACACUGAUGUCAGCUUGCAGCAUGUCAUUGCUACAUCAUUUGGUGAUAACACAGUUCUUACUAUAGCUCAUCGCAUACCUACAAUUCUUAACUCUGACAGGGUAUUGGUAUUAAAUGAUGGUGAAAUUGCUGAAUACGAUACGCCACAGAAUCUGUUGAGGAAGGAUGGCGGUAUAUUUGCAUCUUUGGUGAAUAAUAUUGCAUGA
Molecule: messenger RNA, 828 nt
Organism: Saccoglossus kowalevskii
Lineage: Eukaryota; Metazoa; Hemichordata; Enteropneusta; Harrimaniidae
Product: ATP-binding cassette sub-family C member 9-like
Biological process (GO): transmembrane transport
Cellular component (GO): membrane
Molecular function (GO): ABC-type transporter activity; ATP binding
Source: RefSeq, a predicted model, not a curated record